Messenger RNA from Propithecus coquereli (Coquerel's sifaka), 1892 nucleotides. Its product is annotated as ephrin type-A receptor 7. Gene Ontology annotation, molecular function: ATP binding; protein binding; transmembrane-ephrin receptor activity. The record is from RefSeq and is a predicted model, not a curated record. The transcript has 3 exons. Bases 242 to 1081 code for a protein of 279 amino acids. Lineage: Eukaryota; Metazoa; Chordata; Mammalia; Primates; Indriidae. Gene Ontology annotation, cellular component: membrane; neuron projection. Gene Ontology annotation, biological process: protein phosphorylation; cell surface receptor protein tyrosine kinase signaling pathway; axon guidance.
UUAUUGGAGUGUGGAGCAAUCGGCCGGUCUGCAGUCGGAGACUUGCAGGCAGCAAACACGGUGCGAACGAACUGGAGGGGGGGAAUAUAAAAAAAGCUAAACGUGGAGCAGCCGGCCAGGGACCGAGAAGGGGAAUUGAUGCAAGGAGGGCAAUAAAAAAAAAACACUUCGGAGCAAACAGCAUUUAAAAAAGCUACGAUUCAAGAUAACUGAAACCUAAAAUAAAACCUGCUCAUGCACCAUGGUUUUUCAAACUCGGUACCCUUCAUGGAUUAUUUUAUGCUACAUCUGGCUGCUCCGCUUUGCACACACGGGGGAGGCGCAGGCUGCGAAGGAAGUACUACUGCUGGAUUCUAAAGCACAACAAACAGAGUUGGAAUGGAUUUCCUCUCCACCCAAUGGGUGGGAAGAAAUUAGUGGUUUGGAUGAGAACUAUACCCCAAUACGAACAUACCAGGUGUGCCAGGUCAUGGAGCCCAACCAAAACAACUGGCUGCGGACUAACUGGAUUUCGAAAGGCAAUGCACAAAGGAUUUUUGUAGAAUUGAAAUUCACCCUGAGGGAUUGUAACAGUCUUCCUGGAGUACUGGGAACUUGCAAGGAAACCUUUAAUUUGUACUAUUAUGAAACAGACUAUGACACUGGGAGGAAUAUAAGAGAAAACCUCUAUGUAAAAAUAGACACCAUUGCUGCAGAUGAAAGUUUUACCCAAGGUGACCUUGGUGAAAGAAAGAUGAAGCUUAACACUGAGGUGAGAGAGAUUGGACCUUUGUCCAAAAAGGGAUUCUAUCUUGCCUUUCAGGAUGUAGGGGCUUGCAUAGCUUUGGUUUCUGUCAAAGUGUACUACAAGAAGUGCUGGUCCAUUAUUGAGAACUUAGCUAUCUUUCCAGAUACAGUGACUGGUUCAGAAUUUUCCUCUUUAGUCGAGGUUCGAGGGACUUGUGUCAGCAGUGCAGAGGAAGAGGCGGAAAACUCCCCCAGGAUGCACUGCAGUGCAGAAGGAGAAUGGUUAGUGCCCAUUGGAAAAUGUAUCUGCAAAGCAGGCUACCAGCAAAAAGGGGACACUUGUGAACGUAAGUAAUAUGUGCUAUUAAAACUCUAUUUUGCAAUUUUUUCUAUAUCAAUAAAAAUAAUAAGUAAAUCUGCUCUAUACAAGCAGUCCAAUUCAGUAGAUCUUAAACAAAGUCACUUCACUAUUGAACUUAACUGAUUAUCCACAGUCGUAUCUGCACCAUAGGUGUGCAAUAAACAUUUGUGAUAAUGAUAUUUGUUACCAAAAUUUAAGUUGUCCUAUGCUUGACAUGGAAGUCCACAGUUACACAUUGGGUUACGGAGUUUAAGAAAGGAAAUUGGUAGGCAGAUUUUAGCCUGGGAAGACUGAGGUGACAUUAAUUAGGAUUUAAUCAGAUGUGAUUUCUCCUGUUUUUAAACCCAUAUUAUCUGGGCCUGCGAAUAGCAGAAAACGGCAAGUUAAGGGGGCUGCUAACAGAGUUCUAUUGACAGGCCAGGCAUAAAGAAAUAAAUUUACAAUCUUUUAUAAAUACUAAAACUUUGAUAUAAAAUCAUCAAAUUUCAUUUAAUAAAUCUCUGUGGUUACUUCUGCCAAAGCUAUAAUUCUUUUCUGGACUAAAUAAUAAAAUGACCACAUUUUUGUGGAAGUGGGCCAAAGUAAAGUUUUAGUUAUUUAAGUACAUCAGCUACAUGUUUUCUUUUUGUUUUGAAGCAAUAAUAGCAUAUGAAUUCGUAAACCUUUUUCUUUGUUUCAUAAAACUGGAUUUUUCUCUUAAUAGAGUUUUGUGAUCUAAUAUUUAAAACUGUCACAUGAAUCUUCCAAAUUGAUAAAUAUUUUUUCUGGUCAUAGAUAUCCUGAAAAAUAUAAUAAGAUUAUAUUA